AUGGCCAGACUCUACCCAAGCCUCCUGCUCCUGGUGGCCAGCAUGGUCCUUGUGUCCAGAGCUGCGCAUGCCUGGGGCACGCCAAAGGUAGUGAGAGAAUUCGAAGACAUCCCGGAAAACUACGUGUACGUGCAGCAGGCGCUGUGGUUCGCCAUGAAGGAGUAUAACAAGGCCAGCAGAGACGCCUACAGCUUCAAGGUGGAGAAGGUCCUGAAGUCCCAGGAGCAGGUCACAGAUGGUUUGGACUACUUUCUCCAAGUCCAAAUUGCCCGAACAGUGUGCAAGAGAACUUCAGAGGAAAACGUAAACUGCCCAUUCCAACAGGAUCCCCAAAUGAAAAAGAUGUUUCUUUGCACCUUUAUCAUUGCAACCAAACCCUGGGUGUUUGAACUCACUAUGUUGAAGAAUCAAUGCAAAGAUGUCUAA
Messenger RNA from Miniopterus natalensis, 426 nucleotides. Its product is annotated as cystatin-13-like. The record is from RefSeq and is a predicted model, not a curated record. NCBI's taxonomy places the organism in Eukaryota, Metazoa, Chordata, Mammalia, Chiroptera, Miniopteridae. Gene Ontology annotation, molecular function: cysteine-type endopeptidase inhibitor activity.